AUGCUACCCGAGUCAACGCUAUCGGUGCUGCUUCUGCUCCUAGUGGGAAGCGCCACAGUAGCUGGGGCAAAGGAGGCAGGAGUGGUGGAGGUGGCGGCGGGUGGUGGCGGUGGUGGGGGCGACGGGGGUGGCUGUGGUGGCGGAGGUGGCGGUGCGAGUGGUGGCGGAGGUGGUGGUGCGAGUGGUGGCGGGGGUGGGGGCGUCGGUGGCGGCGGCAGCGGUAGUACUGGAAGUGGAGGCAGUGGAGGCGGCGGUAGUGGGGGCGGUGGAGGUGGCGGCGGCAGCGGUGGUGGUGGCGGCAGCUGGAGCGGUGGCGGCAGCUGGAGCGUUGGCGGCAGGAGUAGUGGCGGUCGGGGUGGAGCCUUCCAGAGGGGAGGCUCUAGUGGUGGCCAGAGGCAGCAGCAGCAGCAGCAGCAGCAGUUCGCGCGAGACCCUUACGCCCUAGCAGCUUCAUGA
Closterium sp. Yama58-4 is the source of this 456-nucleotide messenger RNA. Lineage: Eukaryota; Viridiplantae; Streptophyta; Zygnematophyceae; Desmidiales; Closteriaceae. The record is from the annotation of a GenBank genome assembly.